AUGGUUUCUAGUCCGCCAUCCUCUCAACCUGUAAGCCAUUCACUACAGGAUGAGGAAAAAGUAAUUGUAUCCUCUAAAGAAGAAUUGAUUGACCACGAAACGUUUGACCAGCUAUUGGAGAUGGAUGAUGAAGACGACAAAUGCUCGUUCUCUAAAGGGAUUGUUUUAGAAUACUUUAACCAAGCAGAGGAAACAUUUGGCAAGAUGGACAAAUAUUUGCAGGAGGAGAAUCUUGGUGAAUUGUCCAAAUCGGGUCAUUUUCUUAAGGGCAGUUCAGCUGCCAUCGGAUUAACCAAGGUCAAAGACACCUGCGAAAAAAUACAAUAUUGCGGUGAUCUCAAGGAUGAAAACGGAGAAUCGAAGAUUACGAAAGACGAGGCAAAAGAUCGCAUUGCAUCGCUCUUGGAAAAUGUAAAAAAAGAAUAUCAGGAAGCCGAAGAAUAUUUGAAAAUUUUUUAUGAGAAUCGGGGUUCAGCUAUUAGUGAACCAUCCUCUGGUGAUUAG
Molecule: messenger RNA, 504 nt
Organism: Paraglomus brasilianum
Lineage: Eukaryota; Fungi; Glomeromycota; Glomeromycetes; Paraglomerales; Paraglomeraceae
Source: the annotation of a GenBank genome assembly